AUGCCCGGUCUGCCCACAUCUUCGGAGAUGCAGAGCUGCCCUCAACUGUAUUCCGCAGGACUUCUGUUAACCCCCUCGGCUUCUCUUUCCACUUCGAGCAGCUGGGCUCUGCUGGACUUUUGCUCCUCCGACACGCAGCCACACGAGCUGACAGCUGGGCACCUCUCUCCGGAGUACGACGUUGUGUCGACCCCUGCGCUGCGGAGCUUUCUGCCGGCGGCAAGUUCACCGGAUGAUGCGCAAUCUGAGAGUACCACGCCCGCAUCCGAGGAGGACCCGGCCACUGCUCCACCAACAGGCCAUCCCGAUGAAUGCGGCACUACGUCAGGUGCUGCUGGCGAGCGGCUGGAUGUGCCCAGCAGUGAGUUGGGAGGCAAGCAGCGGCGUAUGGAGUCUGGGGAGUGUGGUGAUCCUCAUCCCGCUCCCAAGAAAGACGAGCAAUAUUCAUUGCGCUGCCGAAAUGCAUCGAAUGUGCGAAUUCCAGAGCGAGCUAGACGGUGCGGACGCUCUCGUUGUGGGAGACACCGUCGCCGACAGAAGAAGAAGCCGUCAGGUAGAUCGUGA
Trypanosoma grayi is the source of this 564-nucleotide messenger RNA. RefSeq lists its product as hypothetical. The coding region runs from base 1 to 564 and encodes 187 amino acids. The transcript has a single exon. The record is from RefSeq and is a predicted model, not a curated record. Lineage: Eukaryota; Euglenozoa; Kinetoplastea; Trypanosomatida; Trypanosomatidae.